UUUUUAUUGCAAUGAUUCCUCAUUGCGACAGCUAUUUGCAAUUUAAUUAGCAACCAUAUACCAUCACAUAUACACUGUGUCACUUCCUAAGAGAAAAUGACCCCAAUAUUUAAUAUUCACCUGUUUCUUCAUUUGUUAUUAGUAUGCUUCGCUGGAGCUGGAGCAGCAGCAGCAGCUCAAGAUGAAUGCUUGCCAACAAGGUGUGGUGAUUCCGGUCCAGUAAUUCGAUUUCCAUUCCGGCUCAAAGAUCAUCAGCCAGCUCACUGUGGCUACCCUGGUUUCGAAUUAUCUUGCACCACUGAUGAUGUCACUCGAUUCAACCUCCAGGCAUCUGCAAAGAACGUUAACAUCCCAAUAUCAAGCAGUGUUUUUGUUGAGGAAAUUGAUUACAAAUCCCAGGCAAUAAAAGUAUCAGAUUUCAAUGCUUCAUGUUUUCGCAGGCAGAUUCAAAACAUAAACUCGUCUGUUUGGCCGUUUACCUUUGAUCAGAACGCGUAUGAUGGCUUCACUUUAUUCAAUUGUUCCUCAUACAACAAGCACUCAUUUGCUUAUUCUCGGAUCAAUUGCCUUAGCAGCCCUCAUUAUGACGUCCUUGCUUUUCGCUCUGCAUCAGCUAUCUGGCUAUUACCAUCUUCCUGUACAAAGAUGUACAACAUUGCAGAUAUUCCAGACGAGGUACUUUUUGGGCCACCAGAUUUUAGUCAAACACAGAUUAAUCUGUACUGGUCAGAACCAUUUUGUGGAAAUUGUGAAGCUAAUGGAAAGUACUGUAAGUUGAAAUCGAAUGGCUCGGGUCAUGAAACCGAAUGCCUUGACAUUCCAGAACAGCCUGGCAAAGGGCUGUCAAAGCAAGUUACUAUUGCAAUUGUACUAGGUAGCGUGUUUGCCUUUGUGUUAAUCGUUCUAGCAGUCUAUACGAUUGUCAAAUUGAAAAUAAAGAAAGAGGAUCAGAAAAGGAUUGAGAGGUUACUGGAGGAUUAUAAGUCUCUGAGACCUACAAGAUACAGUUACGCAGAUAUUAAGAAGAUCACAGAGCAAUUCAAGUAUAAACUUGGUCAAGGAGGCUAUGGGGAAGUAUACAGAGGGAAGCUUUCAAAUGAAAUUCUUGUCGCGGUUAAGGUCCUUAACAAUUUCAAGGGUGAAGGAGAAGACUUCAUCAAUGAAGUGGGCAGCAUAGGUCGAAUUCACCAUGUGAACGUUGUGCGCUUAGUUGGUUAUUGUGCUGAUGGAUAUAGACGAGCUCUCGUGUAUGAAUAUUUACCAAACGACACACUUCAAAAGAUCAUAUCAUCAGGGAAUGGAAGAGGGUCACCACUAGGUUGGGAGAAGAUGCAGCAAAUAGCUGUAGGAACCGCCAAAGGUAUCGAGUAUUUGCAUCAAGGGUGCAAUCAACGAAUUGUUCACUUUGACAUUAAACCUCAUAAUAUCUUGCUAGACCAAGAUUUCAAUCCAAAAGUUGCGGAUUUUGGUCUGGCAAAGUUGUGCUCGAAGGAACAAAGUGCUGUGUCAAUGACUGCUGCUCGAGGCACCAUUGGCUAUAUUGCCCCUGAAGUGUUCUCCAGGAACUAUGGGGAUGUGUCAUAUAGAGCAGAUAUUUAUAGUUUUGGCAUGCUGUUGCUGGAUACGAUUGGUGGAAGAAAGAAAUUUAAAGCCGCAAAUGAGCAAAGCAAUAUCAGUGAGAUUUACUACCCAGAGUGGAUGUACAAACAGCUGGAGAAAGGAGAAGAAAUAGCAAUCCAAAUUGAGAAUGAAGAUGACAGCAGCAUAAUCAAGAAACUAGCAAUUGUAGGACUUUGGUGCAUUCAGUGGUCUCCAUUGGAUAGACCAUCAAUGAAAGUUGUGAUUCAAAUGCUAGAAGGAGAAGGCAUUCCAAUUAUGCCUGCAAAUCCAUUCGGUUCAAUGAAUUUGACUGCUGCAGAGGGAAGUCAAUUCAUCAAUGAGCUUGGAAGCAGUUUUGAAACCGGUGCAAGUUCCAAUUGAGUAAGCGAUGCACGAUAUUUGUCUCCACAAUAGAACAGAAUAAGACUGAAGUUACUUAAUACUACUAGCUAGUGUCCUUGGUGUAUAUUUGUAUCAAUUUGAUUGUUGUAAAUUGUACCGAAUAGACUGAAUAAAGUAUUGGAAAUCUUACGGAAAAUACCUGAUCACGAACCCUGUAAGGGAUUCUUGAACAAUCUCAUAGCUUGAGGCAUAUCAAUUAAGACACUGUCCUU
Molecule: messenger RNA, 2213 nt
Organism: Lycium barbarum (goji berry)
Lineage: Eukaryota; Viridiplantae; Streptophyta; Magnoliopsida; Solanales; Solanaceae
Product: rust resistance kinase Lr10-like
Exons: 2
Coding region: 97-1980 (627 amino acids)
Biological process (GO): protein phosphorylation
Molecular function (GO): protein kinase activity; ATP binding; polysaccharide binding
Source: RefSeq, a predicted model, not a curated record